AUUUUCCUUUUCUGUCCUGGUUUCGGUUUUCCUUUCUUCUUCUUCUUCUUCUGCUCUCUUUCUCAUUAGUUUCUUUAAAACCUCCAUUCACCUCAUUCUCUCUUGUUUAACGCAAUGGGGUUCAACAGGUGCUGCCUUUGUCUCUCGCUACAUCAAGCAACGUUGAUCAUAUCGACUGCUUCUGCGGUGGUUUAUGGUGCGGUGUUCAUUUGGUUGCUCGUCCGACAUGAAAUCAUCUUGGGAUUCUUCCAGCAAGAAUCACAAGCCAUCCAGCCGAUCCUUUGGCUGUUAGUGGCUCUAUCUGGCAUAAUCUGUUUAUGCAUGCUCUUCGGCGCCUUUGCCAGCUUGCGGCAAAAUCAAACGAUGAUGCGCUUAUUCAAAGCCAUGUAUUGGGCAGUUGCUGCAGUUGUACUGGUAAUGACGCUUGCAGCAUGGGCUGUGCUGCUUGCUAAGCGGGACUCAGCCGUGUCAAGCUGCAACGAAUACCUUUCACAGGUCAGAGGCUCGCGCGACUUGCCUGGCAGUGGCGUCUUUGGCGUAUACGAUGGCGACUGUGAUGCCUCGGUCCGAAACCUGAUUAUAGUCGGGGCGCUUAUUGUUUUCAUUGGGAAUGCAUUGCAGAUUUACUGGGCUUGCAUUGUGUCCGCCAGCGUCAGCCGCAUGAAAGAUAGCGUAGGACAUCAACAGUUGCGUGACCUUGAAGAUCAUUAUUACAACUCCUCUGGCUAUCCUCCACCACCGCACCACUACCAACAGCAGCAGCAGCAGUACUACUAUGCUGCACAACCAUCACAACAACCCCAGCCAGCCAUACCGUUACAACGAUCUUCAUCCACGCAAAAGCCACCCAUGACUUAUUAAUGGACAAAACGAUCUAUUGUCAUCAUCAUCUUCUUCUUCUCUUGUAUUACCCCAUACUAUAGCAACAAACAACCCUAUUUUAGCCAUCUUCUCCUAUUAUAUCAGUGUCCUCAUCUCGUUUUCUGCUGCUAUCAUAUUACAUGAACAUGCACAGUGUUACAAAUUACACGCAUCAUCCUAUUGGAAAAGGGGGGGGAAGAUUCCAACCGCAGUGUAUUAUCCUUCCUCCCCCCCCACAUA
This is a messenger RNA of Zychaea mexicana, 1101 nucleotides long. RefSeq lists its product as uncharacterized. The record is from RefSeq and is a predicted model, not a curated record. Lineage: Eukaryota; Fungi; Mucoromycota; Mucoromycetes; Mucorales; Lichtheimiaceae. The transcript is spliced from 7 exons. Bases 115 to 861 code for a protein of 248 amino acids.